Parasteatoda tepidariorum (common house spider) is the source of this 1234-nucleotide messenger RNA. RefSeq names its product histidine protein methyltransferase 1 homolog. NCBI's taxonomy places the organism in Eukaryota, Metazoa, Arthropoda, Arachnida, Araneae, Theridiidae. Gene Ontology annotation, molecular function: protein-L-histidine N-tele-methyltransferase activity. The record is from RefSeq and is a predicted model, not a curated record. Gene Ontology annotation, cellular component: nucleus. Gene Ontology annotation, biological process: peptidyl-histidine methylation, to form tele-methylhistidine.
GCAGUUCAGCGCAAAAGAAAUUGUAAUUGUAAAAUAUUUGUUUUCAAUAAGGUUUACAAAGCUAUAAUUUUUCUUCAAACUAUUUCGUUUUGUAUAAUAUAUUUUAAUGUGAGGUCUUUAAAUACCAUUUUUUGCCCCCAAUGUUUGAAAAUUGAUGAGAUGCACGCAUAACAUGUGAAGUUAAACAAUGAAGAUACGUUGCACUUAGUAUAUUUAAGAAAUUAAAUAUUUUAAUCGUAUCAUUUUUGUCAGAAAUGGCUUUUCGUUUCAAUUUCAACAGUCCAGAAAAACUAAGUGACUUUCGUUUCAAUUUCAACAGUCCAGAAAAACUAAGUGACUCACCUUCUGAACUGAAACCUUUACCAGAAUUAAAUGAAAAUAAAAAGUUAUCACAUGGUGACUGUAAAUACAUUUCUGCUGAUGAUUUGACUUGCAAGGUAGAUCAAAAAAUAACUAAGAAAAUACAAUCUGGCAAUUUAGAAAUAAAGUUUGUAACAGAAGAGUUGAUUUCGACUGUUCCAUCAUACUUAAAUAAUUCUGAAUCUGAUUUGCUUCCUGAUCAAUAUGAAGGGGGUUUCAAAGUCUGGGAGUGUUCUGUUGAUCUUCUGCACUUCCUUUCAUCUGAAAAUUGCAUCCACCCUGAUUAUUCUGUUUUAGAAUUAGGUUGUGGUGUGGGUUUGCCUGGUCUGUUUUCAUACUUAUGUGGUGCACAUGUUACAUUCCAAGAUUUUAAUUCUGAAGUGUUGGAAUUAAUCACUGCUCCUAAUGUAUUUUUAAAUUCCGAAACUGAAGAUAGUAAAAUGAUUUCUAAUCGAUGCAAAUUCUUGAGUGGCGACUGGGGUGAUAUUGAAGAGCGUUUCUUUCCAGAUCGAAAAACUAAUGAAUUAUUUGAUGUGAUAUUGACUUCCGAAACAAUCUACAAUCGAGAAAGUCAGAAAAAAUUAUUAAAACUAAUGAAAAGCGUUCUGAAACAAAAUGGCAUCAUAUAUGUAGCUGCUAAAAGUCAUUAUUUUGGUGUAGGAGGAGGAAUAGCAAAUUUUGAAGACUUAUUAAAAGAAGACAACACUUUUGACUUUUCUACAGUUCUUAAUAUUCAAGAAGGUCUUGAUCGACAAAUUCUAAAACUAACUUUCAAAGACAAAAGGUGACAACUAUGAUGUGUAAAAAUUAUUACGAAAAGGAUUAUUGCCUCAAUUGUUUUCUAAAAUUGGAUAUUAAAAAUAUUAUGAACAUA